Guillardia theta CCMP2712 is the source of this 710-nucleotide messenger RNA. RefSeq lists its product as hypothetical. Lineage: Eukaryota; Cryptophyceae; Pyrenomonadales; Geminigeraceae. The coding region runs from base 73 to 630 and encodes 185 amino acids. The record is from RefSeq and is a predicted model, not a curated record. The transcript has 8 exons.
CCUUCAUGUACGGAAGGAACAGGGGCGGGUAGGAGGGGCACAACAGGGGCGCAUGCGACGAGAGACUUUGCGAUGAUGACAGGGAGGAGCAGCAGAUGGCUGUGUGUCCGCAUCCAUGAAGCCUUCUCGCAUCCUUCCUGCCCGCAAGCUUGUAAGUUGGCGAAGAAGGAGCUCUGGGCUAACAGAGGCUUCAGUGUCGGUAGCGACCGGGAGGAGACGACCGAUCUACAUGACAGAAACAUAGCUGGAUGGCGACGAGGACAGCAGGAAGUUCCACCGGCACUGCCUGAAAGACAAUGGCGGGAGCUCGUGACUUCGACGUACAAAACAACGUCUUGCGUAGAGAGCGAAGAUGAGAAAUCUAUGCACGUUCUCCGUAAGAGAUUGAUGCACGCUUGCAAAAAUCGCGGAUGGGCCGAAAUGAGCAAACUUUGUCACGAGUUCGCACAAGGUCUGGAUGAUUUAAAGGAUCUGAGCUUGGAAGAUCUCAAGCAGCUGGAAAGGAUUCUUCUCGCUGACGACUUGUUCCUGAUGGCCCUUGUAACGGGCAAGAAAGAAGUACCCGAGGAGUUCGAGGGCAAAGUGAUGAGCAUGUUGAUAAGCUUUGCUCAACCGAAAACACAAAACUGAAGGACCUUCUAGAUGCUUGGGUCCUUUUCUUCACCCCCCUCUAUUGCAUGCCCUCAAACUUGAUUCGCUUCUGGCAUCUG